Molecule: messenger RNA, 1925 nt
Organism: Anthonomus grandis grandis
Lineage: Eukaryota; Metazoa; Arthropoda; Insecta; Coleoptera; Curculionidae
Product: carboxypeptidase Q-like
Exons: 11
Coding region: 183-1676 (497 amino acids)
Biological process (GO): proteolysis; peptide catabolic process
Molecular function (GO): metallodipeptidase activity
Source: RefSeq, a predicted model, not a curated record
UAUAUGCAUUUAUCGCAAGAGGUUAUCGUUUGUUCCUAUCGGUUAAAAGAUUAUUGAAGUACAUCAUAUUUAGAUUAAAUAAAAAAGUAUUGCCUAUAGUAUAUAUAUUAAAAAUAACUCUUAUAAAGGACCUAAAAGUAGGUUUCGAGAAAUAACUAGUCAGUACUUCACACAGAGUUAGAAUGAAAAAGUCUUUUCUAUUGUUAAUCCUGCCGGCCUUGACGUCUUGUGCUUUAGUAAAAGGCGACACCGGCAACAACGAAAUACGAGACGACGAGUGCAAUCUGCCCUCAGAACUCUCAAACGAAAUUCGCUCCUACGAAGGAAUCGCUAAUAAAAUCAUUAACAGUUUAAUCUAUGGGAAGUACAAGGGUGGUACUUAUAAAGAACUGGCGAAAUUCGUGGACAAAUUCGGUGCGAGAGUGUCCGGCACCGAAAAUUUGGAAAAUGCCAUCGAUUACGUCCAAGAUUUAAUGAAAACCCAUGGAUUAGAGAACAUACAUGGCGAAGAAGUCACCGUACCCCAUUGGGUCAGGUAUAAAACUUUGCAGAUGAUGUUGCAACCGCGCAGAACAAACCUUCCCGUCUUGGGUCUGGGGGGCUCAAUUAGCACUUCUGAUGAAGGACUUGAAGCUGAAGCCAUAGUGGUGAACACAUUUGACCAACUGAAAUCUGACAAUGUUUCCAAACUCGUUAAAGGUAAAAUAGUGGUUUUCAAUGAGGAUUGGACAAGUUAUGGGGGGUCUGUGCAGUACAGAAGCCACGGUGGCACUGAAGCCGCUAAGCUGGGUGCAGUAGCUGCACUUAUCAGGUCAGUCACUCCAUUUUCAAUGAGAACUUUACACACUGGUUGGCAGGAUUAUGAGGAUAAUGUAACCCAGAUUCCUACUGCAAGUAUUACAAAAGAGGAUGCUCAGAUGUUGCAAAGAUAUCAGGACAGAGGUCAAAAAAUUGUUAUUAAGUUAAACUUGAAUUAUAUGAGGUACAAUGAUUCAAUAUCAAGGAAUUCUGUAGGAGAAAUUAUUGGUUCAUCUGUUCCUCAGAAGGUGGUGCUAGUAAGUGGCCACAUUGACAGUUGGGAUGUAGGAGUAGGCGCCAUGGACGAUGGUGGUGGUGCCUUUAUUAGUUGGUACGCCUUGGCUGUCUUAAAUGGUCUGGGCCUUAGGGCCAAAAGAACUCUUAGGACGGUGCUAUGGACAGCAGAAGAGGAAGGACUUAUCGGUUGGUCGGCAUAUAACGAGAGUCACUUUAACGAAUUGGAGAAUUUCACGUUCGUCAUGGAGUCGGACGAAGGCACUUUUACACCGUUAGGGAUCGAGUAUGCCGCUGGCAUCAAGGGGGGAUGCAUUAUUCAAGAGAUCGUCAAGUUGUUGGCCCCAAUAAAUGCCACCCAAGCUGUUUAUGGUAGUUCAGUGGGGUCGGAUAUAUCCCCAUGGACAUCUUCUUUGAUACCCGGAGCCAGUCUUUUAAAUGCAAAUGAAAGGUACUUCUGGUUUCACCACUCAAUGGCGGACACCAUGGACGUCCUGGAUCCGGACAAUCUGGAUAAGGCGACCGCAGUAUGGGCGGUCGUCUCCUACAUAAUCGCCGACCUAACCGAAGAGUUCCCGAGGGAACGAGACGAAUCAACUAAGAACACUAAGGCGAAACUCGUAUUUUACCCAAGAAGGACAUAAACACACAUAAUUAAUAAUAAUAAUAAUAAUAUUUAUUGAUUCUUCAAUAACUAUCUUACAAUAUACAAACUCCAAAAAUAACCAACCGUCUGUAACAAAAUAAGCGAAUAUCAACUAAAUAAUAAUUACGUUUUAACAGCGGAAAAUAAUGGUCAUCAAAUGAACAAAAAAACGUCAUUCGAAAAUUGCAGUAUUAACUCGAUCAAGGGUGUAAAAAUUUGAGGUGCCAAAAUAUACUUUUUAAGUUGA